AUGAACGAUCUGUUGCCCCGCGCAGCGAAUACCUGCACCGGGAGCAAGCAGUGGUAUGUAUGCACUGCAGGCAACUUUCGUGGAUGCUGCUCCAGCGACCCAUGUACGAGCGGCGUUUGUCCAGACUAUGAUGAAGACGAUGCUUCGAAUACUUCGACUCCCGAGUCUACUGCAUCUGUAGCGGGGUUGGCAGCAGUCACAGCGAACAUUGGGAUUCCACUCCUCUCAUCGGCAACGACAUCCUCAUCGACCACCUCGGUGGCUGAUUCGUCUGCUUCCUCGCCAAUACCAGUAAUAGUAUCAAUGUCAGCCCUAUCUACCAGUUCAGACACGACCACAACUUCAGAGGCACAGGCUGCAUCAGGUACUUCCGCGGCUACAGCGACGGCUACGACAUCAACGACAUUCGAAGCCACCCGUGUCACAGCAUUGUCCUCUGCACUAGGCGUCAGUCAUAUAAGCACCGCAACACCAUCAUCAGAGUCCAGCAAUUCAGGAACCAAAUCCAACCGGGGCGCCUUAAUCGGUGGGGUGGUGGGAGGAGUGGCAGGCUUGAUCAUCUGUGCCAUUUUGCUGUUCUGCUGCUACCGUCGCAGAAAAAGACAAAGCAAACAUGAGAAACGCUCGUCUAACAUAUCAUGGUAUCCAUAUGGAGCAGCCCGAUACCGCUACAGCCCAAAGAGGUCAUCAAACACCAAGGUGUUAUCACCAUCUGACAGUGAAGGAUACACAGCAACUGCCUCAACAACAACCUCCCAAUCAGAAAACAGAAGACCAAGUGACACACCUCUAGCAAUGAGAAUGGGCACAAGCCAUAGCCACAACUCCUCGUCAACAAACCUAAUCCCCAACCCCCUGAGACUAAAGUCAUCCACGAACUCCCCAAUCCCCUUCUCAGCCGAACUAGCAGCCCAAGUCCCAAUGCCCCUUCCCCACCGGCAGGGCUUCACAUCCACCCCCGAAUUACCAGAUACAAGUCUCUACCGACUGCGAUGUGAACUAGCAUCACAUUCCCAGAGCGAGCUGAUCAACGUCCCAAUUGACCAGCGCUGGCGACAAACCGGCCCUUCGAAUGUGAAUUCAACCGGGAAUCGGGGUGGAAAGGGUAUGCCGAGGGCACGGGAAUCCACGUCGUCGAUUCCUCUGGCUUACACAUCUGGUGGAGCGACCCAUGAUCCCAGCUAUCUUGGCAGAGGAAGUGGAAGUGGAAAUGGAAGUGGGACUAAGAGCGAGAACGAGGGUGGAAGCCCGAUCAGACAGCCUGUCGGACGAGUGAUUACCGCCGACGGUGUCGUCCUCGGUGCUAAUCUGGAUCGGUAUUCUAGUGGGAUGGAGAUUGGGCGGGCGUUGGAGCGGGGACGGGAUGUUGGGCCCGAGUGUGAUGAUCAUGUUAUGAGUUUUAUGCAUUAUGGCAAUGGGAAUGGGGCGAGGGUUGGCGGGGAAAUUGAGAUGCGGGAGACGGUUCAUGGGCGUGGGAGGCUGGAUGGUGGUUCUAGGGAGGGACUGAGAUCUCAGACUGUAAUUGCGGCCUUGGAGGAUGAUAUUCAGGUUGAUGGGGCUGCUGAUGAGGAUGUUCCUCCUGCUUAUGAUGAGCGGGAUGGUGCUGCGGAUCCGGACAUUAAACCUCUUACCGGGGUAGAAAGGAGUGUCAGGGCUUGA
This is a messenger RNA of Penicillium nucicola, 1659 nucleotides long. RefSeq lists its product as uncharacterized. The coding region runs from base 1 to 1659 and encodes 552 amino acids. NCBI's taxonomy places the organism in Eukaryota, Fungi, Ascomycota, Eurotiomycetes, Eurotiales, Aspergillaceae. The transcript is spliced from 2 exons. The record is from RefSeq and is a predicted model, not a curated record.